Molecule: messenger RNA, 1395 nt
Organism: Lodderomyces theae
Lineage: Eukaryota; Fungi; Ascomycota; Pichiomycetes; Serinales; Debaryomycetaceae
Exons: 1
Coding region: 1-1395 (464 amino acids)
Source: RefSeq, a predicted model, not a curated record
AUGUUUAGACCAAGACUAAUACCCAGACGACCAUUCAUAUCAAAUUCACACGUGGUAUUGCAUAGGUGUUCAAGUGGCCAGCAGAGACGCACAUUCAAACUAUCUGCCAAUGCAGCUGCCGGAUUAAAAUCAUACGGCACAUUAAUCAACAUUCUUGCUGGUGCGUAUAUAGGAGGGUUGAUAGUAUCACUAGGGUCGUUCUACUUCCUAUACCACGACGCAAAUGAGCGCCAAACUAUACCAUUUGAGCUAAGUUUCGGGGAUCAAAUAGAAGCGGUCAAGGCGAUAAACAAAGACGAUGUUUUACACAAGCCAAGUUAUGCAGUUAAACAUUAUCGCAAGAUAUUGUUUGACUUGGCCAAACAAGUCGAUCCUAGUAUAAAGGAAUCGCAGUUUGAAAACUACAAUGUGCCCAUAAUUGACUCACAGGUUUUGGUGUAUGACAAAUCCAACAAGUUUGCAAAUUUUUACAUUGACAUGAUUUUGAGAUACAGCAAAGCCCUAUUAGCGAAAGGCGAAUUGGACGCUUCGAUUGUAACAUUGAGAAAAAUCAUUGAUGAUGACUUGGUCUACUACAAGUUGGGGGACGCCGAGAGGUUGUCGGAGUGUAGUCGAUUACUAGCCAGAGUAAGUCAAGAUUCUAAUGAUAGGAUCCAUAUUUUACAAAGAUCUAUUGACAUGUUGACGAAAACGUACUCGUCUAUUCAACUCAAUGACGACUACACUUUGAGACAAAAUAGCAAAAUUUCAGAUGAAUUGAUAAACUGUUUGAACGAUAUGGCAUUCCAGUUGGCUAAAUUGUCAAAGGUUGGGUCAAACAAGAAGGAGAAAAAGACAUUCCUCAAUGAGUCACUUGCAAUAUACUUGUCUACUUUGCAAUCUUUGACAAGCAUUAGAGAAAAGUUGGAAGCCCGUCUCUCCAAUCAGUCACAUUAUCCAUUGUUUAAUGUUGAUCGAGAAAAUUUGAUAACUCAAAUCUGCUCCAUUAAAGCUCACGUAAGUGAAAUCCUUUGGGCUCAGGGCUUUAAACAAGAUGCUAUUAACUGGUCAGAAGAAAUUUUGAAUGAAUUAUACUACGACCAUGCAUCGUCACACAAGGUAUCUCCUAUUCUUGAGAAUGUGUUGAAUAAUUUGACUGAUAUGUAUUCGAGUCAAAAAAUGCAGACAGAUAUUGAAAGAUGUCAGCGAUUGAAGUCUGAUUUGAAGGGAUCCAAAAUGGCGGACGAUAUGGAUGAUAAACUUAACAACUGGUAUGAGGCUGUCAUCAAUAGAUGGAGUCGAAUCAUGUAUGACCAGGGUCCUUUGGGUAUUAUAUUAGUCCCCUUGCAAGAGCGUUAUGGACCUGCAAAAAAGAUAAGAGAGUUAGAAGAGAUAGAGAAGGAAGACGAGUUGUGA